UUAAUUCAGAAAGGAAUCAGAUUCCUUAGAGCACCAGGAAUGGUAGCGUGGAAAGACUUUUGGAGUAGUCAAAAAGCCACAUAUCAAUGUUCCUCUAAACAAAGGAAAACUAUGUACACAAACAUUAAACAAUGUAACAUUUCUAAUCCUUUUAUACCAUAUAAGAAACACCUUGUUAAAUUUUCAAUCAAAUUAAAUUCUCAUCAUAGGAAAAAGUCUAACCCAAUAGCUUAAGUUUUCUACUUUUCUUUUGGAUGGAAAACACAACACUUAAAGCAGAGAACCUUAAACCUAUUAUCCUAAAAGCUGGUGUUCCUUUAGCUGUUUCUUUGGCUGGUUUGAUCUAUGCAUGGAUCAUAACCAAAAAAAGCUUAAAAAAAGUCUCUUCCUUUUCAGAAAAUUACUCUCAUACCCCUGAAAUCAAUUCUCGUGAUGGAAAUAAACAUGAAGAAAAUUUUGACAAUUUUUCUUCUAUGGAAGAUGAAGAAGAAAAAGAAGAAGAACAUGAUACUUCUGUAGAUAGUAGUGUUGUUUCUCGAAGCUUUGAUUUGGAACAAGAGAUUACUUGCUUAAGAAGCAAGCUUGAAGGUAUGCAAAUAAGAGAAUUAGCUUUGACUUUACAAUUUGAUAAAUAUUGUGAAAUGAAAGAGAAAGAAUCUAUGCUUAUGGAAAUCAAAAACAUGUUGUUACUCGAAACGUCUCGAGUCGAGUUCUUUGAUAGAGAGAUUUCAUUCAUAGAGACAGAAACAAUGAGGUUGGAGAGUUUUGUAGUUCAAUACCUUAAGAUUAUUGAAAAAGUUGAGUUUUGGAAAUCAGAGAAUAGGUUGCUUCAAAAGAAAGUUCAGAAGCUACUUAAAAAAUCAAAGAGUCAAUCUCUUUUGAUAAAGGAGCAAUCUUUGAUGAUCAAAGAGGGAGAAGAAGAAAUCUUGAGAAACCAUGAUGAAUUGCAAAAAAGGGCUAGUGUGAUUCAUAAGUUAGAAGAUGAAAUUAAAGAGCUUAAAAGGGUUUUGGAAGAUUUUCAAGAUGAGAAGAAUGAACUUAUGAAGAAACUUGAAACAUCAGAAGAAUAUGCAUGUAAGGAAUUAGAGUCACAUAAAAAACCAUUGAAAUAUUAUUUGCAGAUUGAAUCAAAAGAUGUUCUGAAGGAAGAUUACAACAAGAUUCUAAAUGAAUUGGAGCAUGUUAAGAAGAAACGUGAAAUUGAAGUUGAAGAACUUAUUCACUUAAGGGAGAUUAAUGUUUGUUUAAGGCAAGAGUUAAUGAAGCAUGAAUUGCAUUGUUCCUUUUUGGAUCAUCAAAAUGUGUCUUGCAUUGGUUCUAAUUUUCAUGGUGACCCUUCUUGUUCCAAAAAGAAAAAGUUGAUUAAUAGGCUGAAAAAAUGGGUGGAUGCUAGUGAGAAGGUAAGAGUGAAACCAGAAGCUAAAAGCAGUAAUGAAAUUAAGUGCUUUGGUUUGCAUUCUGCUCCAACUACUCCAAGGUUUUGCUCUAGUGCUUGAGUCAAAAUAACAUACCAUCUACAUUCCUUAGCAAAAAGUCAAAAUAUAAUUAGACUAAGUCAUAAUCUCUAUGUAGUUAUUGAUGAUACUAUAUAAAAAUAGAGAUUGAUGUUGAUGUAUAAGUAAUGAUUAUGUCAUCUAAUUAUUAAAUUUGAUUCAGACUUUGGUUUAA
Molecule: messenger RNA, 1668 nt
Organism: Trifolium pratense (red clover)
Lineage: Eukaryota; Viridiplantae; Streptophyta; Magnoliopsida; Fabales; Fabaceae
Product: protein CHUP1, chloroplastic
Exons: 2
Coding region: 255-1496 (413 amino acids)
Biological process (GO): chloroplast organization
Cellular component (GO): chloroplast outer membrane
Source: RefSeq, a predicted model, not a curated record